CCAGACCGGAGGACAGGCUGUGAUAUCUCAACGACACUGAAACCCGGAGGAAUAACUGAUAAAAAUCAAGAAGAAAUAGAAAAAAAACGAAAGAUAAAGAAAAUAGACGGAGGGAGGGAUGGAGCCGGUGGGCUCGUUUCUUCCCGGUAAAUCCGGGAGCUCGCACUUUGAUCCGGUGGUCUUUGUCAAACAGCCGCGGACCAUCCUCAGACUACUCUGCUGGGUAUUCUCUAUAGUAGUGUUUGCCUGUAUAGUGAAUGAAGGCUACAUGAACAUCGGCAGCGAGCGGUUGCUAUGCGUCUUCAAUAAGAACGCUGAUGCCUGUAACUAUGGCGUUACCGUGGGCGUGGCCUGUUUCCUAGGCAGCAUCUGCUUCCUGGCUCUAGACAUCUACUUCCCCACCAUCCACAGUGUCCGGCUCAGGAGGAGAGCGGCUCUCAUCGACAUGGCCUUCUCUGCCCUGGCCAGCUUCCUGUGGUUGGUGGGUUUCUGUUUCCUGGCCAAUCAGUGGCAGCAGACGACAGAAGACGAGCUCCCAUUGGCUCAAGGCUCCGACGCCGCCAGGGCCGCUAUCGCCUUCUGCUUCUUCUCCAUCCUCACCUGGGCUGGCCUGACGGCGCUUGCUCUCCAGACGUUCAUCAACCUGUUCCAAAACUUCAGCCUCUUCACCGAUCAGCCCGACAACAACACCGGUUACCUCGACAACGCCCGCAGAACGCCCGUCGCCAACGGAGUCACCGUAGUAACCACCAACCCCUACCAGCAGGCCCCUCCCUUCAGCGAAACUCUGAGUCUGGACCCUUCCACCCUCACACCUGCUCCUGUCUUCUAGAGGAGAGAGAGAAGAGAUGGAUGGAGAGAGAGAUGGAGAGAUGUAGGAGAGA
Messenger RNA from Coregonus clupeaformis (lake whitefish), 884 nucleotides. RefSeq names its product synaptogyrin-1-like. The record is from RefSeq and is a predicted model, not a curated record. Lineage: Eukaryota; Metazoa; Chordata; Actinopteri; Salmoniformes; Salmonidae. The transcript is spliced from 4 exons. Bases 119 to 832 code for a protein of 237 amino acids. Gene Ontology annotation, cellular component: neuromuscular junction; synaptic vesicle membrane.